Fusarium pseudograminearum CS3096 is the source of this 462-nucleotide messenger RNA. RefSeq lists its product as uncharacterized. The record is from RefSeq and is a predicted model, not a curated record. Bases 1 to 462 code for a protein of 153 amino acids. NCBI's taxonomy places the organism in Eukaryota, Fungi, Ascomycota, Sordariomycetes, Hypocreales, Nectriaceae. The transcript has 2 exons.
AUGCCGGCGCUCACUAUUGCCGUCCAACCCCCGUCUCGCACCCAGGUCUCUACGAUAUUACACCCCCCCCUGGUUGCAGAGUUCAACUUCAAAGGAUCAGUCUCUGGGUUCUAUUUCUUUGCCAUGGCUAUUCUCCUUACCCGAAACGGGGACAUUGUGGAACACGGCUUGGCAGGCACAGCGACGGUGACGGGCAUGGAUGUCACUGCCCUUGUGGGAUCCUCGAGAACCACAAUUUACUUCCCCUUCACAGACCUCAGUCUGCUAUAUGAAGGCGCCUACAAGAUUCGAGUCGAUGUGUACAAGGUCGCUUACGAAAAUUCGGACGGGUAUAUCUUUCAAGAUCAGGUCAAGACCAGCCGCAUCACAGCCGUCAACGAAGACGUGCCGGCGGGAACUCUCAGUUCUUCUGAGCGUGGUGUGAUUCGAGCUCUACAAAACGCUGGUGUCUCGAUUUCUUGA